Molecule: messenger RNA, 819 nt
Organism: Dothidotthia symphoricarpi CBS 119687
Lineage: Eukaryota; Fungi; Ascomycota; Dothideomycetes; Pleosporales; Dothidotthiaceae
Exons: 2
Coding region: 91-723 (210 amino acids)
Source: RefSeq, a predicted model, not a curated record
GCGAUCCCCGCCUAUGACGCCGUUCAUGGAAUCAUCAACCAGUCGCUGUUUGAUGCUCCAAACACAUCAUCCUCUGAUUCACAAAUCACAAUGACCUGGCAAACAGAAUUCUGGUCAUGGAUGUCACCAUCUAGCAUCAACACGGCUGAGACACCCUCAGUCGGACACAAUGCGCCCUCAACACCUAAACUUGCGAUUCCCGCACAAGAUGGCAAGCCAACAAUCGUGAGCUUCUUGAGGCACUGUGGAUGUCCAUUCGCCGAGAAGACCUUCCUCUCUCUCCGUUCCACCGCCUCCUCCCACCCAGAGAUACACUUCAUAGCCGUCUCACACAGCGACCAGUCCUCCACCGACCGCUGGCUUGCCUCACUCCCCGACCCUUCCAAAAACACGCAACCCAACCUCCAGAUUGUCGUCGACGCUGAACGCGAAGCGUAUGCGGCGUGGGGACUGGGUACAGCGAGCUUCUGGCAUGUGUUGGGGAGCAUCCCAAGUGUGAAGAAACUUGGAAGUGAAGAAGGAAUCUGGAAUCGGGACACGGAGAGCGGGAACAGGUGGCAGACUGCAGGGUGUUUUGGGGUGGAUGGAAGGGGUGUGGUAAGAUGGGGUGGCGCAGAUGAGAGAGCAGACGAUGUGCGGGACUUUGGAAAGGGUGUUGAGACGGUGCUUGGAACAAAGGAAGAGCAUGAGCGGGUUGGAAUUGCAGAGGCGAUGCAGGGUUGAAUGAGCUGGUUGUACGUUGAUAGAUGUGACGAACAUCUCUAAACCACUCAGUUUAUGUGAAGAGAUAAUCGCCACACGACAAUCAAAGUUUUGUAU